Messenger RNA from Melozone crissalis (California towhee), 566 nucleotides. It is a transcript of the gene NPVF, whose product is annotated as neuropeptide VF precursor. The record is from RefSeq and is a predicted model, not a curated record. The transcript has 3 exons. Gene Ontology annotation, molecular function: signaling receptor binding. Lineage: Eukaryota; Metazoa; Chordata; Aves; Passeriformes; Passerellidae. The coding region runs from base 1 to 522 and encodes 173 amino acids. Gene Ontology annotation, biological process: neuropeptide signaling pathway; negative regulation of gonadotropin secretion.
AUGAAAGUCAUUUCAACCAGGAAGUUUAUUCUGUUUGCUUUAGCUACAGUGGUCUUUCUCACAUCAAACAGCAUGGGCCUAAAUGAAGCAAUGAAGUCCAGGCUGCAGAGCAGAGAAGACAAUGAUGAUAAAGAUUAUGAGAUUAAAGAUAAUAUUUUGGAAGAAAAGCAGAGGAGUCUCAAUUUUGAAGAAAUGGAAGACUGGGGAUCAAAAGAUAUCAUCAAAAUGAACCCUUUUACAGGAAGCAAGAUGCCAAAUUCAGUUGCUAAUUUACCUCUUAGAUCUGGAAGAAAUUAUCCAGAAGAAAGAAGCAUUAAACCAUUUUCAAAUUUGCCCCUGAGAUUUGGAAGAGCUUUUGGAGAGAACAUACCUAAUCAUUCUCCAAGGGUAUCACACAGGCUUGAGAGAUCUCCCCUUGUUAAAGGUUCCAGUCAAUCACUUCUAAAUUUGCCACAGAGAUUUGGGAAGUCACUGGCUGUCAAUCUGCCUCGAGACGCUCAGGAAUUCGAACCAGGGAUAUGAAUUCUAACACUUACAUUAAUACUGGAAUGAAAUUAUGAAGACAG